GUUCAGUUCAGUCAUUGCCGGCAUUUCGAACUGUUUGGACGUGUGAAGCGGACAAAAUUGAAACUGUUGCGUGCAACUCAAUGUAACUGCGGCCUGGCCAGGAUCCCAGGAUCGUCCCGCUGCCCACGCCGAGCAGUCGCUCGCUCGCCGCGCUCUGUGGCCAAAGAUAACGAGGUGGAAGGUGACGACGUCAGCGGGAAGCAAGGCAAACAAAAAGGAAACAAUAAAAAUAGUGAAAACUUUUGUGCAAAAAACAGACAAAAUAACCAUUGCAAAUAACAAGUGGAAAAAGAGAAGCUGCAACCAAAGUAAACUAAAUUUAAUUUAAUAAUAGCAGAAAAUAUAAAGCAAGCUAAAAACAAGCACACCCACACACAAAUAUAACCUGUAUGCAACGCGAUGGGUUUAUUAGUGCUUCGAAAUAGAGAAAAAGCAACUAUUGCCGAGACUGCUCUGCUACGGCUGCUGCUGCUGCUGGCGGCUGCCGCUUGGCUGGUAAUACCUUCACAGGCCACAAGCGGCUUACGCGUGCCCACGUUCCUGCUGGAGCCCUCGCCGCGCCUGCUGUUUGGCAACGAUACGGGCGCACAGGUUAGUUGUACGGCACAUGGGAAUCCAGCGCCGGUGGUGUCCUGGGUGAUGCGCGACGGCACUCUGGCAACUCAGGUACCUGGGCUGAGAAAAAUAUCUGGCAAUGGCACAUUGCACUUCCCACCGUUUUUGGCGCAAUAUUAUCGCACGGAUGUACACGAGGCCACCUACCGUUGUCGAGCCAGCAAUGAGGCCGGCACAAUAUUGAGUCGCAAUGUACAGGUGCAAGCAGUUGUGCGUCGUCAGUUUCAUGUGCACGUGGAAAACACAGAAGUCUAUUUGGGAAAUUCGGCGUUGAUUAAGUGCGCUAUACCGGAAUAUGUGCGGCCUUAUGUGCGCGUGGCCAGUUGGCAUCGAGGCGAGGAGAUACUGCUGCCGGAACUGUCGGAUGUUGCCGGUCGCUAUGUGGUCCUGGCUGCCUCUGGUGAACUGUAUGUGCGCUCGGUGCGCGCCGAGGAUGGCCUGGUGAAGUUUAGCUGCCUGGUUACGAACACACUUAAUGGGGAUCGACAGCGCAGCGAUGCGGUCGUACUGCAGGUAAAAGAGCUAAGCAAGAACCUGGCGCCGAGCACCAGCCAAAAACCAGUAAUGGAAAUUCAGGUUGAACGUGGCAACGAUGUGCAUUUGCCGUGCAACAUACAGGGCAAUCCAUUUCCCAUAUUCACCUGGUAUCGUGUCUCUGACUCGGCGGCGCUUUAUCCCAUACCAUCGUCACAGCGCGUGAUACUCUCGCGCACAUUGUUGCUCAUCAAAAAUGCUGAUGAAAGGGACGCGGGCAAAUGGAUUUGCCAGGCAUCGAAUCAGUUUGGGGAGCAGCGCAUCGAAAUUCGUCUCAGUGUAAAUACGUUUGUAUCUGUGCAUAUACUGCCACAAGUACAAAUUGUCAAUUCGGGCGGAACGGCAAUUUUCAACUGCACGACAACUGGCUCAGCGAUCGAUGCCAUCGACUGGCUGCACAAUGGCAAACCGCUGCAAGCGAAUAAUGCACUCAGCACCGGUCGGGAUAACAUACGCUUCCUAUCGAAGAGCUCGUUGCUAGUGUUGAAUGUGGGACGACGCGACCGCGGUGUCUAUCAAUGUCUCGUGGAGAAUCAUCGCGCCAGUGCGCAGGCCAUGGCCGAACUGAAGCUGGGCGACACUGUGCCCGAAUUGAUUUACACGUUCAUUGAGCAGAAUGUGCGUCCGGGGCCAUUAAUAUCGCUUAAGUGCUCCGCCAGCGGCUCACCGCCGCCGCAAUUUGCAUGGCUUCUGGACUCACAGCCCAUUAUGGAUGUGUCUUUGCAUCAUCGCUUUGCAAUUGGCCAAUUUGUCGACAUGUCUGGCGAUGUGAUAAGCCAUUUAAAUAUCUCACAUGUGCGUCCCGACGAUGGCGGCCUGUACAGGUGUGUGGCUAGCAAUACUAUGGGCAACGUUGAACACUCCGCACGGCUGAAUGUUUACGGUCCGCCGUAUGUGCGUGCUAUUGGACCCAUAAAAGCCGUUGCUGGAGAGGACAUUAUUGUGCGCUGUCCGUUUGCCGGGUAUCCUAUUGACCAAAUUCGCUGGGAGAAGGCACAUCAGGAAUUGACAACAAGCGCACACUAUACGCUCAGCACGGUGCAGGAGGGGGGGCAGCUUGUCAUCAAGAACGUGGAGCCUGGCAGGGAUCAGGGCAUCUAUACGUGCAUCGUUCGCAGUCGGGCUGGCGAGGAGGCGCGUCGCGACAUGCAAUUGAAUGUGAACAGUCCGCCCGUCAUUGAGGCCUUCAAGUUUCCCAAGAAUCUGCAGGAGGGCGGACGCGCGCAAAUCACCUGCGCGGUAUCCUCUGGCGACAUGCCCAUCUACUUUAGCUGGAAAAAGGAUGACAGUGUCAUACCCCUCAGCCUGCAGAUUACCGAGAAGAAGGAAGAGUUUUACUCACUGCUGGUGUUCAAGGAUAUCAGCGCCAAGCACAGCGGCAAAUACACCUGCUAUGCCAGCAAUGCUGCUGCCAAGGUGAACUAUACGGCGGAACUGCAAGUGCGCGUGGCGCCGCGCUGGAGAUACGAGCCCAUGGAUACGGCCAUUAUGUUGGGCAAUACAAUAUCGAUAAAUUGCGAGGCGGAAGGAUAUCCGAUUCCAGCUAUUACCUGGUUCAAAGGACAGGGCAAAGCCUCCAAGGACUUCAAGCCACUAAAUAUGCGCAAUCAUUCGCUGCUCCUUAAUCUGGCCACGGACAAUGAUGAGGGUUACUACAUGUGCCAGGCUACCAAUGAAAUUGGCGCCGGCCUCAAGAAGAUAAUACGCAUCAAUGUGAAUGAGCCGGCGCGUUUCGAGCAGCCCGCCCGUAAUGUCAGCUCACGUCGGAACGAUCCGGUUACAUUGGAUUGCCAUGCGAAGGGCGAUGAGCCCAUAAGCAUUGCCUGGACACACAACAAUGGCCGCAUAGAUCUGAAUAACUUUCGCUUCAGCAUUGCAGAGAUGAAAACGGAAAAAGGCGUGGACUCGCAACUCACCAUUGGACACUCGGAUCGCCAUGAUUCGGGCGUAUAUCGUUGCAUAGCCGAGAAUCCAUAUGGACGCGCAGAGCAAAUUAUUUUUCUUGCCGUGCAAGAGCGACCUGAUACACCCUCCAAUCUGGAAGUCUUUGAGGUUGGCUCCCGCACCGUUAAGCUAAGCUGGCGACGACCCUUCGAUGGAAACUCGCCCGUGCUCAGCUACCUGGUGCAGUAUCAAGCGCUCAAGUAUCUGCAGUCGCACGCCGCACUGGGUUCCGCCGGCGGCGACUGGAAUGGCAUUAAUGUCAUCAAUGUCACGCUGCCGUCGACGAGCAUAAGUCGCAGCUAUGACAGCGAUCUACGCGAGAAUGCCAUUGUGUCGGGUCUGUCCCCGGCGACAACAUUCCUGAUACGCAUGCAGGCCAUCAACGAGAUUGAGCGUAGCGCCUACACGGAGCCGAUAGUGCUGAAAACACAGGAAGAGGCGCCCAUAGAGGCACCAUCCAAUGUGCAGGUGCAAACGGGUGGUGAAAGCGAGCUGAUUAUAACCUGGCAGAUACCGCCCCGCGAGUCAUGGAACGGCGAGCUUAUUGGCUACACCGUUAACUGCACCGAGGAAAAGCAGAACAUUAACUACAUAAGCGUGGUGAACAGCUCCCUUAAAUCGGUCAUUGUCAGCGGCUGGGCAACUACUAAGGCCACCCUUCGAGGGCUCCGCAAGUACACACGCUACGCAGUCACCGUGCGGGCUCUCAACAGUUUCGGCUCCGGGCCCUGGAGUGCGCCCAUCUUUGGCACCACAGCCGAAGGCGUGCCGGAGGCUGCACCGCAAAACGUUAACUGCUCGGCACUGUCGUCGCAGAGCCUGAAGAUAUCGUGGAUGGAGCCGCCACUGCAAUUCCAUGGCGGCAUAAUACAAGGCUAUAAAAUUUUAUAUCGUCCCAUAGUGCAUCAAAUUGACUUCCCCGCGAAACUGGAGAUAAAACGAACUUCGAACCUGGAAACGUAUCUGCAUACUCUGCUGAAGGCUACCAACUAUUCGAUACGCGCUCUGGCCUACACGGCCACCGGAGAUGGCAUGGCCAGUCAGCCAUUAUUUUGCCAAACCGAUGACGAUGUGCCCGAUGCGCCGGCGGCCAUUAAAGCGGCAGCCUUGACGGCUGAUUCGAUUUUAAUUUCAUGGCUACCGCCGAAGAAUCGCAACGGCAUCAUAUCGCAUUACACGGUAUACGCGCGCGAAGCGGGUCGUAAGGGCCAGACCAAGACUCACAUGGUGCGCGUUGACGAGAACGGCUAUCCAGUGACAUUCGAGGCACGCAGUCUGGCCGAGAAUCAAAUGUACGAGUUCUGGGUCUCUGCAUCCACAUCAGUGGGUGAGGGUGAGCCCACAUCGGUGGUGGCCCAGGCCACAAAUACACGAGCACCUGCUCGCAUCGCCUCAUUUGGCCAGGUGGUGCGCAAGGCCAGCGGUACCAGGCUCGUGCUGGAGUGCCUCGCUGUGGGCAAUCCUACGCCGCGAGCGCGUUGGUUGACGCGUGAUCGUCCCGUCACCUUUAGCCCCUUCUAUGAGGUGACCAAUGAGGGCAAUUUAAGAAUACACCGCGUUGAAGGCAGCCUGUCCGGAAAUUAUACCUGCACAGCAAACAAUCUCUUUGGUAGUGACGAAAUCCAAUAUCAGGUGAUUGCUAUGAAGCCGCCCGGCGCACCACAAAUCAUUGUGCAGUACGCAUCCGCUGACAGCAUACGUGUCAGCUGGGAUGCACCCGACGAUGGUGGAGCGCCGCUGCAGGGGUACACCAUUUCGUAUCACACCGUCGGCGAUAGCUGGUCACAGACGGAGCUGCUGCCAGAGAACAACGCUUACACGAUGACGGGCCUGAAGUGCGGAAAUCAGUACAUUAUAAAAAUGUCGGCGCACAAUUUGGUGGGCGAUGGUGCGGCCAGCGAGGAAAUUAAUGUCUGGACCAAGGGAAAAGCCUCCCAGGCGCCCAAUGGCAACGAACUAAUUGCCACAAAUGCAACCUGUGUAAAUUUAAAGCUGUCAUCGUGGCACAAUGGCGGCUGCAGUAUACAUCAUUUCUCUAUAGAGCACCGACCGCUUGGCGACAUACGCUGGACAGUUGUCACAUCGGAUAUAUCGAACGCCGAAGAGAAUCGUGAAAACUUAAUAUUCUGCGACUUUCUGCCCGCCAAGUGGUACCAGCUGCGCAUCUCCGCUACCAACGAUGCCGCCAAAACGACGGAGCAUUAUCAUUUCAGCACAACGAGUCUCGACGGCAACACUAUACCACCGCCUCCAGUGUUCCCGGCGGAAAAUGAUUUGAUGAACAAUCUUAUAAAUGUGACAAAUCCAACCAGCGGUGAUUGGUUGGCAACGUUUAUUGUCGUUGUCAUAAUCACAGUGUCCAUCAUAACGAUCGCACUGACCAUCAAACAUCGCCGCACCCUUUGCGGCCCCAUUGCCGAGGGCUAUGAGUCUCGGGCGCUGCCCGGCGACUUCAAGGAGGAGCACGAGAAUAGACGCAAUCAGCAGGUGUACAGCGCCUCGCCGGUCAAGACGGUGGACAAGAGUAAUGAGUCGGAAAUGUACGAGAUUUCACCGUAUGCCACGUUCAGCGUGAAUGGCGGACGGACUGGCGCACCGGCGAAGACACCUACACGCGGACUGGGUGCCCAAACACCGCAUGACUACACCAUGCAGUUCAAGACAUUUGGGCAUCCGGAGGGCGAGAAUCUUAAUGCCACGGCCUAUCCAUUAUUGCCAAAUGCGGCCUUCGGGCAUGUCAAGAGCAAGUCCAGCUGGCACAAGCAGCGCUACUAUAAUACUGAUGAUGAGUCUACGUUGAGCAAGUCAAUGACCAUUGUAGCUGGCUCGCAGUCCGGACAUUCCAAGAAGUCGAGUGGAGCACGCAGCACCAAAAGUGGCAAUGCCGGUGUAGUACCGGAGUCUGAGUCAGACACCAGCAUCAGCCCCAGCGCCGAGUUCUCCAAUAUGCCCACCUAUCGAGUUCCUUGUAAGUCCACGCGCAGCAGCGAUGGACGCGCCGUUGUAGAUAUGUUUCGGCCUGACUCAAGCACCGAGUCAAACAAUGACCAGGGUUCGCCAGCUCUGGAGCGGCGACUGAAUACGCCGCGGCACAUUGGCUUGCCGAUGGAGAAGCGCGCCGCAGGACAACGCAGCCGGAAGCAUGCAUCGCAGUCGGGAAACCAGACGUUGGAGCGACGAAAGUGCCCUGGUAGUAACAACAGUGCUGGCAGUGAGGUUGAGACUGCCGCUUCGUUGGCCGCCUCCAUAGCGGCUAUGGCAGGCGGCGAUUUGUCCGGUGGCUUCCGACCGCCGGCUGGUUUCCAUGAUGCACGCGAAUUUGGCGACCAAGCCGAGUGUGAGCGGGAGCAGCGCGCCUUGGACUUGGAGGUGCAGCGCGUGAUGGAAAACACCAGCGAAGCGCAGCUGGCGAAAAUGGAUCGCGAGGAAUUGACCUCACUGUUGGCAAGCGUCUACCAACCUUGAACUUGAACCUUGAACCGCAAAAACUAACCAGCCUGCGACCCCUAGGUAUCACGAGAAAAAGGAGCAGGAGCGCCAAGAAUACACGAUACACGUUUAAUACUAGCCUAGCCGCAAAGAGCAACAGCUGGCUCUGACUGACUUGGCCAGAACACAGACUUACCAAAACACCGACACUGACACGCCUAAAAAAAAAAAGAGGCAACAUAACUGUGGCAUUUUAAUGCAUUUACUUAACCGAGUCGCAAGUCGACAGCUCAAACUCAACUCUAAUUGUUGUUCGUUAAGUGUAUAAGCUAAACUCUAGUAGAUAAGUCAGCACGCGUAAUUCUCGCAAAUGCAAAUCAAAGACUAUACAAAAUCUAAACGUAUUUAAAACUGACUGUAAACCCACAAAAGUUAUCACAGAUUUCCAGAAGUAUUCAUACUCAAAUGUUAAGUGUCUGCUAGAUAUAAGUAUACAAACAAUUACAUAGGAGAAUAUGAA
Molecule: messenger RNA, 7042 nt
Organism: Drosophila virilis
Lineage: Eukaryota; Metazoa; Arthropoda; Insecta; Diptera; Drosophilidae
Gene: Dscam3
Product: Down syndrome cell adhesion molecule 3
Biological process (GO): dendrite self-avoidance; axon guidance; homophilic cell-cell adhesion
Cellular component (GO): axon; plasma membrane
Molecular function (GO): cell-cell adhesion mediator activity
Source: RefSeq, a predicted model, not a curated record